AUGGCUUUCCAUGACCAGAACAAGUUCCUUUAUGCCCUGAGCUCUAACCAAGCUUGGGCUGGGUACAAAUCACACCAGAAUCCUGCGUUCUUCAAGAACCUUGCCUCGGGGCAGUCGCCUUCAAUCUUGUGGCUAGGAUGCUCUGAUUCUCGUGUUCCCGAGACAACAAUCUUGGGUCUCCAACCCGGCGACGUCUUCGUCCAUCGCAACAUCGCCAACAUCGUAGCCCCCACAGACAUCAACACCUCGGCCGUCAUCGAGUACGCUGUUGCCCACCUCAAGGUUAAGCACGUCGUGCUCUGCGGUCACUCAGCCUGCGGCGGUGCCAAGGCGGCGUUGGGCGACUCCCGUGUCGGAGGCGUGCUCGAUACCUGGCUCACUCCCUUGAAGACAGUCCGCGCUCAAAACGCAAAGGAGCUCGACGCCAUCAAGAAUGAGGACCACAAGGCUGUCCGUAUCGCAGAGAUGAACGUCGAGACUGGUGUCAAUGUGCUCAUGGCCAACUUCACCGUUCAGGAGGCUAUCAAAGAGCGAGGCAUGACUGUCCACGGCUGCAUCUUCGACAUCGCGAGUGGCCGUAUCCGCGACCUUGGGUUCGGAACCAUGGGCCCGGGUGCCAAUCGGAACGGCAUUAUCAAGAACGGAGGUGGGGAAGAGGAGAUCGUCCGCGGUCAACACGCUCAGCUCGUGUUCCGUGACAGCGGAGACGCCCACAUGCAGGUCCGUUGA
This is a messenger RNA of Colletotrichum abscissum, 729 nucleotides long. RefSeq names its product carbonic anhydrase. Lineage: Eukaryota; Fungi; Ascomycota; Sordariomycetes; Glomerellales; Glomerellaceae. Gene Ontology annotation, molecular function: carbonate dehydratase activity; zinc ion binding. The record is from RefSeq and is a predicted model, not a curated record. The coding region runs from base 1 to 729 and encodes 242 amino acids. The transcript is spliced from 3 exons. Gene Ontology annotation, biological process: cellular response to oxidative stress; cellular response to carbon dioxide; carbon utilization. Gene Ontology annotation, cellular component: cytoplasm.